AUGGUCAAGGAGCUGAUGCAAAGCCAGCCAUCUGCACAACGCCCACAUGCUGAACCAUCUCCUAAGCCAAUCACACCACCUGCAUUACUUCAGGAUGUGACCAACAUUGACAGUCAGGCAAAGGCUGAUCACCUUGCAUAUGUUGGAUCUACACAUUGGUCCGCCAUCUUGGACGACAUUCAAGAGCUGAAGGCCGUGUUAGGCAAAAGCGUUGAAAAUCAAGAAGAUGAUGAUUCUGCUGUACCCGAAACACGCGAUCUAGGAAGCGAGGUAAUCUUUGGAUCACCAAUGGGGUUUUCCAUGCAGCAGAUUAUCUCUCGAUAUCUGCCCCCUAAAAUCGAGGUUGAUCGGCUUGUGUCGCUCUACUUUCAGGGCAAGACAUUCAUCGCCCCUUUCAUUCACACGCACCAGUUUCAGCGCCAGUAUAGUGAAUUCUGGGCCGAUACUUCAAAAGUGCACCCACUUUGGCUUUCUAUGCUGUUUUCAAUUUGCUAUACCGCUUCCAUCAUCAAGGAACGAGUCCGCUCGUUUCAUGCUUCUCAGAAUGAGUCAUCCGUUGGUGACCAUGCUUUACAUAUCGCUGCAGGACAAUGCCUCGUUCUAGGAGAGUAUAACCGACCACAACAGCUGGGUUUGGAGGCUCUGGGUAUGUAUGCAAAUAGCAAAAAUCUCAGAAGUCUCGAUCCUUGCCGAGAAGCUGGAGCAUUGCUCGGUAUGGUUGUCAGAAUGGCGUACGAAAUGGGCUAUCAUCGAGACCCGGAUUCAUUCGGAUCAUUUACCGUGUUUGAGGGCGAGAUGCGCAGAAGGCUCUGGGCCUCCGUUGUCCAAAUGGAUUUGAUGAUGUCCUUCAUGCUUGGCCUCCCGAGCAAUAUAUACCUCGAGACUUGUGACACCAAAGCUCCGAGGAAUUUGCUAGAUUCCGAUUUUGAUGUCGAUACAAAGGUCCUUCCAGAGGCUCGAUCCGAACAAGAAGCAACGAGGUUGUUGUGGUUCAUUGUCAAGGUCAGACAAAUGCCCAACUUUUCCAAAGCGAGUAGGGAUGCUUUGUCAUUUACCGAGAAUUCCGAGGCGGAGAUUCUUGCGCUCGAUCAAGACAUUCGACAGAUGUACACGACAAUACCUGAUGUCCUGAGAACUCGUCCCCUCUCGGAGUCUCUUGCAGAUGAGCCAUUCCUUAUCAUGACCAGAGUUUAUGUCGAAUUCAUUUAUCUGAAAAGCAUAUGUGUUCUCCAUCGAAGGUACAUGGUCAGAGGGGAUGCCUUCAGCACGAGAUCCUGUGUUGAAGCUGGAAAACAAAUCGUUAGCAAUUUCAUUGAAAUGUAUAGGGAAUUUUCACCUGGAGGCCAAUUAUGCACGGAACGGUGGAUGCUGAGUAACUUUACUGUCAACGAUGUCCUGCUUGGGGUGAUGGUUCUUUGUCUCGUCCUCCACAGGCGGCGAAAGUUUGAGGGCCAGGCAGACCCGACGUUUCAAUACACGAUUGACGAGGCCAUUGAACACGAGAUCUUUGAACUGCUUGGACAAGCACAUGCAAUAUUAGCGGAGAAAUCGCAGGCCAGCAGGGACGUGCGACGUGUUUCGCAUGCAGUACAGCUAACGCUAAGGGGCUUCAAGUCAUCGUCGAAGCUCUCUUUCCGUACCCAUGAGCCCUCAACCGUACAGGAUUCGCAGCUUACAAUGUCAGAGCCGGCAGCUCACGUUGCCCAAGACAUCCCACUGGAGACAAUGGUGGACAGCGUGAAUCGUGUUUCACUGGCAAGCUUUCCCCUACAAGGCCAGCAGUCACGAGCAUCACAACCCCCAACAACACCGCUCCGAACGGAUAGAAAUAGCUACUCUAUGCUGCCAUUCGAAGCUUUAGACCCUUUCAACUUCAUGACCGAUGUGGAUAGUAUUGACUGGAGCCAAUUCGAUCCAGAUAUCGAGGCAUUUGAUCAACCUUAUGAUACAAGGAAUAUGAUGGGCUACAUGGCUCCCUAG
Messenger RNA from Exophiala aquamarina CBS 119918, 1980 nucleotides. RefSeq lists its product as uncharacterized. Gene Ontology annotation, molecular function: zinc ion binding; DNA binding. Bases 1 to 1980 code for a protein of 659 amino acids. The transcript has a single exon. NCBI's taxonomy places the organism in Eukaryota, Fungi, Ascomycota, Eurotiomycetes, Chaetothyriales, Herpotrichiellaceae. The record is from RefSeq and is a predicted model, not a curated record. Gene Ontology annotation, cellular component: nucleus. Gene Ontology annotation, biological process: DNA-templated transcription.